Molecule: messenger RNA, 300 nt
Organism: Ramularia collo-cygni
Lineage: Eukaryota; Fungi; Ascomycota; Dothideomycetes; Mycosphaerellales; Mycosphaerellaceae
Exons: 2
Coding region: 1-300 (99 amino acids)
Source: RefSeq, a predicted model, not a curated record
AUGUACAAGGGUGUCGGGGAUAGCUCAUCGUCUGGCACGGUCAUCGCCAACACCACCCACACCCUUUUGAAGAACGGUAAAAUUGUGCAAAAGUCGAGGAUCCGGAAGCUCUUCAUCACGGACGAGACGAGUAGAAUAUUCCACCCGACACAGAGUGGACACACGCUCAUCGCCAAUCUGAUCUUGUAUCAAAUGGCCGCGAAUAAUGCAGCAUCUCAGGGGAAUGCCGCCCAAUUCCCGCCAGCAGAGGUGACUUUCUUCCGGGGGACAUCCAGCUCAGAUCGGAGGCGCUGCUUGUAG